UAUGCAGGCAGCUGAGCCCAGUCUUGCAGUCUUGUGCAUUCUCAGGGACGUGCCUGGAGUGGACAAAUCAUGCUCAUUGGGUGGGAGAGGGACUUAGCGCUGUACCCAAGAUGAAGGAGGAGAGGAGGACGACUUCCUCGAAAGAAGACACAGCCAUUCCUUCGCACUUUUCACUCUUCGGCCUCCUCCUACUUUUCCAGGCAGUCAGAGUGGCCGGCGUCAACAUCACCAGUCAGGCUCAUCUGGUCCGAGGCACGUUGGGUGGAGAGGCCUUCCUCUCCGUCAGCUACACCAGCACGAGCUCCGACCAACCGGUCAUCAAGUGGCAGCUGAAGAGGGACAAGCAGCAGCCCAUCACCGUAGUCCAGUCACUAGGCACCAGCAUCAUCGGGAACCUGCGGCCCGAGUACAGGGACCGCAUCAUGGUGUUUGAGAACGGCACCUUGCUCCUCCACAACCUGCAGCUGUCUGACGAGGGGGCCUAUGAAGUGGAGAUCUCCAUAACCGAUGAUGCCUUCACUGCGGAGCGCAACAUCAACCUCACCGUAGAUGUACCUGUGUCCAGACCCUACGUCCAAAUGAUAGCCUCCUCGGUGCUGGAGUUGAGUGAACUCUUCACCUUACACUGUUCCCACGGCGAUGGCACCAAGCCCACCUAUGGCUGGCUGAAAGGGGGAAAGGUGCUGACCAACGACUCGCGCCUGCUCCUGUCACAUGACCAGAAGUAUCUGACCAUCGCCCGGGUGCUGAUGUCAGACGAUGACAUCUACAGCUGUACGGUGGAUAACCCAAUCAGUAGCAUGAGGAGUGUGUCUGUCAAACUCACCGUCUACAGACGGAGUUCCCUGUAUAUCAUUCUUACCACCGGGGGCAUUUUCCUCCUCAUCACCCUGGUGACAGUGUGCGCCUGCUGGAAGCCCUCUAAAAAGAAGAAGCGGCGGGCUGCCAUGGCAGCCAUGUUGCAGAGAUCUCCGGUAUAUGUAGAGAGGAGUGACAUCAGUCACGGGGUUGACGUGGUGCCAAAAACAAUAGCCCACGGAACCCAUGGCCGUAGGAGCCCUAUGGCUCUUUAUGUUGUCAAUGAAGAUGAGAGUCUUGAAGGUGAGGAUGAUUGUUCAGCCAACUCCAUCAGCCCCUCAGACCUCGCCCCUUCUGGUUACCCCAGCCCCCUCCCACCAUCCUCCCACUCACCCGAAGCACCCACCCGGCCGGUUCGCAAAUACCCUCGUACCCCUGUGCCCUCACCCCCUCCCACCCCACUCAAGCCCUCUGCUCAGCCACCUGUCCUGCCCUCAGCUCCACCCCCUGGAUCACCUCCACAUGUCCAGAGCUCAGCGUGUAAACUCCGCCCUCCUGUGGGCAUCCCCACCAAUCAACAGACAGAGGAGCCCCCGGCUACCUCAGAGGCCGACGACCGGGAUUAAUGUCUGAAUGACCACCCUCACUCACCUAUCACUGCUACUACUGUAGAAUUCAUCCACAUCUAACCAUGGAAAUGUGUCGAUUAUCUUGUCUGUUUGGCUGGGUUUUGGUGUAAAGAUAUUUGCUGCGCCAGGAUCAACUGCUCUGAUCAUGGUUUCCCUAUACCCCUGGAAAAAAUGGUACGUUGUUCUUUUUUCCCCACCAAGGUUUAAAAACAUGAAGCAUCAUCCAUACUGCACAACACUGCUUUGAGAUUAUUUCAGGUGUGAAUAAACUUGGACCAAUGGCC
Molecule: messenger RNA, 1711 nt
Organism: Oncorhynchus gorbuscha (pink salmon)
Lineage: Eukaryota; Metazoa; Chordata; Actinopteri; Salmoniformes; Salmonidae
Gene: hepacama
Product: hepatic and glial cell adhesion molecule a
Exons: 7
Coding region: 111-1424 (437 amino acids)
Source: RefSeq, a predicted model, not a curated record